AUGAUGUUUGGAAGAGGUUCUCCAAAGUUCGUGGCUUCGUCCAAGAAGUUGUCACCAAAAGCUUGUAGUACAAAAAGGAAAGGGACGUCUCCAAAAGGUUGUACCUCAAAAAGGAAAGGGGCAUCUCCAAAAGCUAGAGCAUCAGUGACUUUUGAACAAGAGAAGACUCUAGUUGAGUUGUUUCAUGAGCAUAACAACCCAUCAUUUAGGGGAGACAAUGGAUGGUCUACUGAAGCAUGGAACAAGAUAACAAGAGAAAUGAAUGAGAAGCAUCCAUAUGCUUUAUUCACAAAGCUGCAAAUACAAAAUAAGGAAAAGGAACUCAAAAGGGACUAUCGCUUCCUCAAAGAAGCAAGGAUGCAAAGCGGAAUCUCAUGGGAUGACUCAAGGAAGAUGGUGGUGGCUGAACCUGCAUUGUGGGAAAAUAUUCUCAUUUCAUUUCCUAAAGCGAAGAAGUUCCGCUCCAACAGGGCUUCCUUUCCAUUGUUUGAUGCUUUAGGAGAGCUACAUGAUGGACAAAUAGCUGAUGGAACUUUGAACUUCACGUCAUCUGAACCUUCUCAACAUCCUAUUCUUACUCAAGUUGAUAAUGUCGAUGAGCCUUUCGAGAGAGCGAGCACGUUUCUGGAUAUUGAAGAGAGAGUGGAUGGUGAUGACGAUGAUGAUGAGAUAAGAAUCUCUACCCAGCAACCAGAAAAAGCGGUUGGAAAAGAUCCUAUGGAGGUUCAAGGUACUGUUGGGAAGCGAGUGGAGAAGGAGCCAAAGAAAUGCAAGAAAGCUGAUGUUGCAGGGAUGAUGGAGAGCUAUAUUGCCAUGAAGACCAAGCAAGUUGAAGAGGAAGCUGCAGCAAGGGAGAGAGCCAAGGCUGAUGUAGAUGAGUUUUCAAUCAAGAAAUGCAUCGCUGUGGCGAACGAAAUUGAAGAGCUAACCACUGAAGAAAAAGUAGAUGCCUUUGAUGUUUUCAUGAAUGAACAAAAGAGAGAGAUUUUCCUCAGCGCUGAUCCAUCAAGUCGCAUCAUGUGGUUAAGGAGGCAAUUGUCUAGACUAGCUUGA
Messenger RNA from Hordeum vulgare subsp. vulgare (domesticated barley), 1053 nucleotides. RefSeq lists its product as uncharacterized. The record is from RefSeq and is a predicted model, not a curated record. The transcript has 3 exons. NCBI's taxonomy places the organism in Eukaryota, Viridiplantae, Streptophyta, Magnoliopsida, Poales, Poaceae. The coding region runs from base 1 to 1053 and encodes 350 amino acids.